This is a messenger RNA of Mesocestoides corti, 4152 nucleotides long. The record is from the annotation of a GenBank genome assembly. NCBI's taxonomy places the organism in Eukaryota, Metazoa, Platyhelminthes, Cestoda, Cyclophyllidea, Mesocestoididae.
AUGUUUGAACCCCUGGCAGGCCAUUCGACGGCUGUACUGGAGAGAACGGUGGCUAGAUGGUCCCAGCACCUCUACCAAUCGAUCAGUUCACUUCGUGAAGUCAUAGGCACAGAGCAGCUUAAUAAGAUGUACAAAAACAGCUCGUUCGGUGUUCAAGAGAUGACGGACUCGUACGCCAGAGGACUACUCGAUGAGGCCAUAGUGGAAUUGACCCAAAUUAUUCGCAAAAAAGAAAAAGCUCUUGAGAAGCUACGCGAUAACAUUGAAGAGGAAUACAAGAAGCAGGAUCCGCUUGAAUACGAUGAGUGCUACAUUCGUGCCAAAGCAGUCAGCCUCUUCCCAUAUCCAACAGACGAGAACGGAACAAACGCGGUCCCAUGCAACGAAUCCCAGUAUCUUCCAAUGGAAGCGGAUUCCAUGUUCGGUCACUACUAUGUUAGCCGAAACAUCUCAGCGGCGCACAUUCCUACCAACGUCUACGAUCUCUCGAAAGAAAUUCGAACGGUUGGGAACUGGACCCAUCACUUAGACGACGUGUUUAAAGAAAAUAUUCAGCAGGAUCCUCUGUUGAAAUGGCAGUACUUCUGCAGUUCAACCGGGUACUUCAAAUUCUACCCAGGUGCAAUGUGGAAGGUACAGCUGGUGGACUUGAAACUGGACUUUUUCGACUGCCGUUCAACGGCCUGGUACGUUGGUGCCGCCUCGUAUCCAAUCGAAAUGAUCAUUCUGGCCGAUAAGAGCGGAAGUAUGAAGGGUCGACGGAACACCAUCUGUAAUGCAACCAUCUCAGAGCUGCUCAACACCCUCACCGACGAUGACUUCUUUAAUGUGAUCUACUUUUCUGAAUCAAUAAAGUUUGCUGAAGAAUACGUGACAGAUCGCCUGAUUCAAGCCACCACACCCAAUAAAGAUCGAAUCGUCCGUGGAUUCGCCGACCACAUGCCAAAUGGAACGUCAAACUUCAGGGCAGCAUUAACCGCGGCCUUUUCACUCCUCAAUAUUUCAAGAAAUGGAACUGGAAUAAAUCGUUGUAAUAAAAUGAUAAUGCUCAUUACCGAUGGAAUUCCGGACAGCUUUGAAGACUUGUUUAAGGAAUAUAAUCCCGAGAAAAGUGUUCGGGUAUUCACCUUUCUCAUUGGACAACAUUCCGCUGACGAAAACAUUGUUCGAAAAAUCACCUGUGCCAAUCGUGGCAUGGAUGCAAACAUUGCCAAUCUUGCCGACGUGAAGGAGAACGUACUGAAGUACCUCGAUAUUGUGGCCAGAUCAAAUGCCGUUUUGGACGACUCCUUCGUGCGUUGGAGUGGAGUGACCGAACUCCAGAUCAAUUUAAUGGAACUCACUCCGGAAAACUUUACCCGUCCUCCUGAAGACGCCUUGAAUGCAACGCUCCCAGAAAACAGAACCGUGGUUGAAGAAGGGAUUCAAGAGGACUCACCGGAAGCAAGCGAGGAGACUCCACCUCUUGUGAAGUUUCACAAACCAAAGAACUCCCAAUUCUUCAUUACUCUGUCAAGAGCCGCAUACGACAAAACCAACGCAACCGUUGAAAAUAAUCUCGGAAUUCUCCUGGGCGUUACCGGACUCGAUAUUCCCAUGGAGGAUCUGGAAGAUGUUCUCAGAAGUUGGAAGACUGGACCCCUCUCGUACUUCUUCGGCUUGAAUAACAACGGAUUCGUGCUAUUCCACCCAAAUUAUCGUCCAUUGCACGGCACCCAGUUAAAACGGUACUAUAGAAAUGUCGACAUAGACGAGUUGGAACAGUCGCUUGGGUCUACACUUAAUCCACACACUGCGCUUCCAGUUUACAACUCUACGUUGAGAAAAUUGCUGAUUGAUCGAGCCACCGCGUCGACAGUUGAAACAACACUGGAAACCCCGGAAGACUUUCUGUCGGGUUUGCCGUUGACAAAGAAAAUUUACACGGCUCCUCUGCCAGAAACGCCGUUUGUGUUUGGUUUAGCUGUUCGAUGGAUGCCGAACACCAAUCGCGGCGUCCCGAUCCCUAAAUACGACACUGGAGGAUUUUGGCGUCAAGGUGGUGUGCGUGCUGCUGACACGAGGGUAUUGAACCCUCAAUUUAUGGAUCCAGCCAGGUCCUGUGACGUUGACGAGACCUUACCUUAUGGCGCGAAGCUAGCCCCAGUGCGUUUCUGCAAGUUUCGACGCCAGCUCUUGGACGUAUUCAUUGACCAACCGCUGUGUGCCUUGAGGAAUGUCGCAAUCGACAAACAACUACGAGAAGAAAAUGAAUGUGACCUGGACCACAUUGCUAGGAUCGCCCUGGACUCGAGAGCGACGACAAAAAUUUAUGAUUACUGGCGUCGAAUGGGGAGCCACCAAACUACUAGAAGAUUUGGCAUUCAGCAGGUAUUCAGUUUGCACCAAUCAGGUCUGCUGCGUUACUACAACUUCUCACAACCAACAUACAACGAAUUUCUGGAUGAGAUCAAUAUGGGCUCCGAAAGCGCACUCUACAAAUCGGCAGUGCUUCACUCGACGUUCUACGAGAAUAUGAAAAUGCUGGUGUUCAGGCCACCACCCAAGCAAAUCUUCAGAAACUUCCUCGAGGAAAAUGUGUCGGUUCCCAUGGCGGUUGUGUCCGUGAUCAGCAAUCCCGCGUCAGAAGCUGUUCCUAUGGGGAUCGCUGGUGCCCAAAUCAACUACCGGAAGUUCCAGGAAGAGUUCUUCGACUUAGUAAAUACCUGCAGCGAAGCCGGAUGCCUCAAAUGCAAUGAUUCUGGUGUCCAGUGUUUUCUAACGACCACCGCAGGACAAAUAAUCCUUUCUACUGCUGGCGAGAAAGCGGUCAGUCAGAACGUUAAGGAGAUUGACUGUGCUCUGAUGGAGGCUCUUGUUGACGCUGGAAUUAUAAGAGAACAAGAAGUGUAUGACUUCCACGCCAUUUGUAUAGAUGCUGUUACUCCUGACAUGAAUUUCGGUUCAAGGCUAUUUUCGCCGAUCGCGUUCCUCUUCACGUUAAUUGGCCGCGCCAUGAAGGAAUUUAUCACUGCAGUGUCUACUUGGUGGCUUUUGGGAUCAAGUGCUGCUGGCCAAGGUGCUUGGGACUCAUUACCACCGUUGAGUACUUCAAAGACCACCCCCGAGAGCUCGCCCUUUGGAUUUCACGACGGCGCUGAUCAGUUUGUCUACCCACAUCACGGGGAGGUUGAUUUUAGUCUUCCUGGCGGUGCGCCGUCAAUUGAUGAUCCGUUUUACCGUGACUACGAGGUGCUCAAGCCUUUCGAGUCUCCUCACAUUCCACCCACUCCACCACCUACCAGUACACCGCCUCAAACGUCUGCCGCACCACCGACUUGCGAUCAAACAGACCAAACACUCCCGGAUCUACCUCUUUUCUUUGAAACUGCGCAAUUCUAUUCUCAGAAAAACUACAUUUUUGAAGAUCCUGACGAUCCUUGGCUUAUGCAGCAACAAGCUUUCGCGGAAUUGGACAUGUGUUACGCCAACGAGCCUACUUUAAAUCCACCACCGCCACCACCUGUCUCCACCAUAGCCAUCAACGCCUCCACAAACGCGACGCUGGAAGUUAUCGACAUCACGAAAGCAAUGACUACAGGUGAGCCGAUCCAGCUGCUCUCGGGUAACAUCACACUGGUGAAUGCCACAAUCGCGCGGAACACCACGGAGCCACAGACGUCUCCGCGCAAAAUCAACACGGUGCCGGGGACCCUGUUGCGGUGUGUGCAGAGAAUUGUGCAGAUGCGCUGCCACGCCGCCGUACACAGCAACAGUCAGAUUGGACGGCAGGCUUGUGAGGUGAUGUGCGAUGCAGUGCGUCAGAGGAUGCCCAAGUUGACGGAGUUCCUGCACGACUGCAGGCAGGCGCUGGACUCCUGCACACAAAGACACAGCAUUUUCUACCUCAACAAGGAGGCGCAUGCUGGAAGCGUUCGUCAACCGUUGUAUGGUUACGGCGACAGCAGCGUCAGUGGCAGACAGGCCAAGCUACAUUCAGGGACCUAUUGUCCGUCCUGUGGAAGUGUCGACUGGACCGUCAGUUCAAUACCAAACACCAAUCUUCUUCUCAUAAUGACAGCAAGACAACGUGGAAAGCCAACGAUUAACUGCAUUUGUGAAUGCCGUCGACGCUACCGAUACGGAGCCCAGUUGAAGAAUAUCCUUUUAUAG